GACUUUGGCCCCGAAGUCCAGGGGUAAGAGCACCUCUGAUCUUCCCCCGUUGAGGAACUCUUUUCUUCUACUAACCCGGGAGAGAUUUCUUCCUCCCCGCAAGAGGAGAGCAGCGGUCUCUACACCCAGGCAGCGAAGGAAGCAGACUCAGCGUCCCAUCCGGUGCCUCUAGCCCCACUCCAUUCAAAGGGGCUGCCUCUCAAAUCAACCUGCAUCGUUGCGCAAGGGAGAUUCUGCCUCUUCAGCUAGCUGCCCGCCCGCCCUUCCCUUCCCCGCCUUGCCAUUUCUUUUUGUGAUGAUAGCAACGAUCACAAAACAAAGCAUGCAUGAACCAAGAAAAGCCCUUAAUAACGUCUCUCCUCUCCUGCCCUUGCAAAAGGUUUCUUGGGAACUGUAGUUCAAAGCAGGAGGAAAAUACAACUCCCAGGAUUCCCUCAGGUUGACCGGCCCCCUAGUUCUUCUGUGCAACGGGAGGAAGGCUGUUUAGCAAAUGCACAGUCCGGAAGGAGCCCACCCCCCCAAAAAAACAUUAGAGAUCGGGCCAGGGAGGCAGAAAGCAGGGGUGGGGGGAAGUGGGCAGGGGGGACCUGGGCCCAGACAGCGCUGGCGGCUUUCAGUGUAAGAGGGGCGGGGGCAGAGAAAGCCUGGAGUCUUCGCGAGGAGACCCACCUUUGCAAAUUUAGGUUAAGCCCUUUCCGGCUUCCUUUGAAUGGAUGGAGGUAGCUCACCCCGGGGCCGGCUGCUUUGGGGCACACGCGGCUUUGAGGGGAUCUGGGCGACCCCCAAGGAAGAUUUUGCACGUCAGAACAGAAGCAGAGAGAGGUUCGCUCUCCGCUUGGAAGGACGGACGGACGGACGAAGCGUGGACAAACUGAGAGAGACCUCCUUUCAAGCCCACACAGAUCAGGGGGAGCAAAGGCAGAAGUUCAGCAUACCUGCCUAGAUCACAAUAGGUUAUUCUAGAAUUUUCUGUAGUGUGCUGCUAUCUUUGUGACCUCAUUCAAGGAUGAAAAUGGAAGCACGAGAGCCCACAGGCUGUAUACAAGGGGAGGCAUCAGAAGGAAGCGGGAAAGCUCCUCAUGUCCUCUUCGACAUGCUAGGUCACAAAAGCAGGAGGAUUUUGGAGGGAGGGCCAUCUGAAGCAAUGCAUUCUGGGAGUAUUGAUGGAUCACUCAGAAGGCCAACUCAGCACCAGGUGAAAGAGGAACCAGAAGAGGGUUUGGCCCAACGCUGGGAAGUCCAAUGGCAGGAGUUCCUGAAGACAGUAGAGUCCCCACACUCAGGUUGGGGAACCCCACAGUUGCUGGAGGAACCCACACCGUGGGAUAAUGCGAAGGCCUUCUUGGCUUCCUUCGAGCAGGUGGCCGAAGCCUGCCACUGGCCCAGGGAAGAGUGGGUGGCCCGACUCCUGCCGGCCCUCAGCGGAGAGGCCGAGCGGGCCUUUAGCAGCCUGGAGGCCGGAGACAGAGAGGAUUAUGGGAAAGUGAAGGCCAUCAUCUUGCGAUGGGAUGCCCUGGCCAGGGAGAGGUGGCGGCAGCACUUCAGGCACUUCCGCUACCAGGAGGCCGAGGGGCCCAGAGGGGUUUACGGCCGACUCCAGGAACUUUGCUCUCAGUGGCUGAAAGUCGAGAGACACUCCAAGGAGCAGAUUCUGGAGCUGCUGAUCCUGGAGCAGUUCCUGACUGUCCUGCCCCCGGAGAUCCAGAACUGGGUGAGGGAACACGGCCCCGAGACCUGCUCCCAGGCGGUGGCCCUGGCGGAGGAGUUCCUGCAGCUUGAGCCUGAGAGAACAGAAAGCCAGAUGGCAUUUGAGGAAGAGGCUGCAAGUUUCUCAGAGACAGGCCAGCCUCCGCUGGCCAGAGAGCACAGGCAGCUGCAGAUGGAAGCCAAGCAGGAUGGGGAUACCGGCCUCUUGGCAGAUAAAAAGGGGAUAACUACAGAUGAUGUGGGGAAAUAUGUGCUGGAAGAUUCCCAAUCGAUGGGACCCUACAGGGCAUCAGUGUGGAAAGAAGAAGAGAGUCUUUCCCCAUGCUGUGAGCAGGACAGUUCUCCAGUGAGUCUGGAAAAAACAGUGUGUUGGAAGGAGUCCUACCCAGCGGAGAAAGCAGAGGAAUCCGUUACAUGUGGGAGAGGUCAAAAAGCUCCCUAUGAAAUUACAGUCCAAGCAGGAAUUUAUGCUGAUGAUGGGUGGGGAAGUGAGAAUGUGGAGAAUCCAUGUGGGAUAGUGGCAGGAAGAGCUGAACAUAAAGAUCUAGAAGAGAACUUUUGGAGUCAAGAUGGAUCACUGAGGCAAGAGGGAAACCACACAGAGGAGAGGAGAGAUCUCUCUGAUAUUUGUCAGGGUGGGGACAUCCUGGAAACCCCAAUCCAGGAAAAUAUUGAAGCCGGAAAGCGGAGGAACAGAAACCUUGAUCCUCACUGGAGAAUUCACACAGUGGGGAAACCAAAUAAAAGUUUCAAGUUUGGAAAGAGCUUCAGUCGGGGCAGAGAUCUGACUGACUGUGAAACUCUCCAUGAAGAGGAGAAACCUUAUAAAUGCUUUGUGUGUGGAAAGUGCUUCACACGGAGCACAAACCUUAUUUCGCAUCAAAGAAUCCACACAGGGGAGAAACCAUAUAGUUGCCCAGAUUGUGCCAAGAGAUUUUCCAGCCAGUCUGAUCUUAUUAAGCAUAAAAGAAUUCACAGAGGAGAGAAACCGUACAAGUGCUAUGUGUGUGGAAAGAACUUCAGUCAAGGUGGCCACCUUACUUCCCAUCAAAGAAUCCACACUGGAGAGAAACCAUAUAAGUGCUUGGAAUGUGGAAAGAGCUUCAGUAAGAACACAAACCUUACUUUGCAUCAGAGAAUCCACACCGGAGAGAAACCGUAUCAGUGCUUGGAGUGUGGCAAGAGCUUCACAUGGAAUUCAAACCUUACUUCACAUCAAAGGACGCACACAGGGGAAAAACCUUUUAAAUGCUCCAAUUGCAGCAAGAGCUUUUGUAAUCACUCAACCCUUAUUAAGCAUUUGAGAAUCCACACAGGCGAGAAACCAUAUAAAUGCUUUGUGUGUGGAAAAAGCUUCAGCCAAAGCUCAAGUCUUACUGCACAUAAGAGAAUCCACACAGGCGAGAAACCAUACAAGUGUUCUGAGUGUGGAAAGAGCUAUAGUAAAAACACAAAUCUAAUUUCACAUCAGAGAAUCCACACUGGAGAGAAAGCAUAGAAUCGAAACUUCACAUCAUGGAAAAGCUGCAUAAAGGAAUACUGUUGAUGUUUGGAGUGUGGAAAGAGUUUUAGUAAGAACACAACUCCUAACUUCACACCAAAGAAUCCAAACAGGAGAGAAAUAACGGACAAGAAAUUUCUCCCAGACACAGAACAAUCACAGCUGCCACCUUAUCACACAUUCUCAUGGAAGGGAAACAGUAUAAGUGCCCAGACUGUAGUAAAACCUUUUGUUAUAAAUCUGGCUUACUUGUACAUUGGGGAAUUCAUCAGGGGCUGUUGAAGAAUUUGAAGAGGAGCAGAACAACUACUGAGGAGUGCAAGAAAUCUUGGGGAAAGCUUCUGUUGUUUCCCUACAAAUCAAUUAAAAAGUAAGCCGGGAUGGAAUUGACUGUUUUUCAUAGAUUUGUUUGGGAGUAGUCACAUUAUGCUAACAACAUUAAAAUAAACAUUUCUUCCAUAUCCAGUUA
This is a messenger RNA of Hemicordylus capensis (graceful crag lizard), 3677 nucleotides long. RefSeq names its product zinc finger protein 397-like. Gene Ontology annotation, biological process: central nervous system development; regulation of transcription by RNA polymerase II. The record is from RefSeq and is a predicted model, not a curated record. The coding region runs from base 1007 to 3205 and encodes 732 amino acids. The transcript has 5 exons. Gene Ontology annotation, molecular function: DNA-binding transcription factor activity, RNA polymerase II-specific; RNA polymerase II cis-regulatory region sequence-specific DNA binding. Gene Ontology annotation, cellular component: nucleus. Lineage: Eukaryota; Metazoa; Chordata; Lepidosauria; Squamata; Cordylidae.